Molecule: messenger RNA, 1812 nt
Organism: Colletotrichum graminicola M1.001
Lineage: Eukaryota; Fungi; Ascomycota; Sordariomycetes; Glomerellales; Glomerellaceae
Product: aminopeptidase I zinc metalloprotease
Exons: 1
Coding region: 1-1812 (603 amino acids)
Biological process (GO): proteolysis
Cellular component (GO): fungal-type vacuole
Molecular function (GO): metalloaminopeptidase activity; zinc ion binding
Source: RefSeq, a predicted model, not a curated record
AUGAACCGCUUUCUCCUGACCGACUCCAAUAGCGCCGUUCAAGCUUCGCAUCCUCUCGACGACUCGCCCGUCAUGACCAAACAUACCCCCGAGUCCCUCCGCAACCGCGUCUCCUCGCUCUCCCUCCGCCUCCAGGCCAUGGAGGCUGCUGAAGCCAUGUCGCGCUCUCAGUCUCCCGCGCCCCCCUCCUCCAUGUCCGCCUCCACUACGUUGCCCUCCUCCGCCCGCAGCGCCGCCCCGGCCUCGAAGCCCUUCCUCCUCGCCGACAUGGACGGUCGCCCGCCCGCCGAGAACCCCGUCUGCGAGGCCUGCUGGAACUCCCUCCGCUAUAGCGAAGUCAGGCAGACCACCCGCGCCGCCCACCCCUCCGCCUGCCGUCUCUGCGCCGUCGCCGCCGGCAAGCCCGAGGCCUACACCAAGCCCUUUGUCGACUUCCUCGCCGAGAACCCCACAAUCUUCCACACCGUCGACCACUUCAAGGACAAGCUCGCCGCCGCCGGUUUCACCGAGCUUCCCUCCCGCGACAGCUGGGCCGACAAGCUCAAGCCCGGCGGCAAGUACUGGACCACCCGCAACGGCUCCGCCCUCAUCGCCUUCACCGUCGGCAAGGCCUACAAGCCCGGCAACGGCGUCGCAAUGAUCGCCGGCCACAUCGAUGCCCUUACCGCCAGGCUCAAGCCCGUCAGCUCCAAGCCCACCCGCGCCGGCUACCUCCAGCUCGGCGUCGCCCCCUACGCCGGCGCCCUCAACCAGACCUGGUGGGACCGCGACCUGGCCAUCGGCGGCCGCGUCGUCGUCCGUGACGAGUCCUCCAACAAGACCACCACCCGCCUCGUCCGCCUCGACUGGCCCAUCGCCCGCAUUCCCACCCUCGCCCCUCACUUUGGCGUCGGCAUGAUGGGUCAGAACAACCCCGAGACCCAAGCCGUGCCCAUCAUUGGCCUUGACUCCCCGUCCGACGAUUCUUCCGCCGCCGCCGCCCCCGUCGAACCCCUCGGCCCCAAGGGCGCCUUCGUCAACUCCCAGCCCCCGAAGCUCGUCAAGCUCAUCUCCAGCCAGCUCGGCCUCUCCUCCCCGACCCAGAUCAUCAACUGGGAGCUCGAGCUCUACGACUCCCAGCCCGCCCAGACCGGCGGCCUCGACCGCGAGUUCAUCUUCGGCGGCCGCAUCGACGACAAGCUCUGCUCCUGGGCCGCCCUCACCGCCCUCCUGGCCGCCGAGUCCGACCCCGACGACGGCGUCAUCAAGCUCGUCGCCCUCUUCGACGACGAGGAGAUUGGCUCCCUCCUCCGCCAGGGCGCCCGCGGCAACUUCCUCCCCCUCACCAUCGAGCGCGCCGUCGAGUCCCUCAGCGGCGCCGCUGGCAUCGCCUUCGGCACCGACGUCCUCUGCCGUACCUUCGCCGCCUCCUUCCUCCUCUCGGCCGACGUCACCCACGCCGGCAACCCCAACUUCCUCGGCUACUACCUCGACGAGCACGUGCCGCGCCUCAACGUCGGCGUCACCAUCUGCGGCGACAGCAACGGCCACAUGACGACCGACGCCGUCUCCACCGCCAUCCUCCAGCGCGUCGGCGAGCUCAGCGGCGCCCCGACCCAGACCUUCCAGAUCCGCAACGACACCCGCAGCGGCGGCACCGUCGGCCCCAUGCUCAGCGCCGCCAUGGGCGUGCGCGCCGCCGACGCCGGCCUGCCCCAGCUGAGCAUGCACUCCAUCCGCGCCACCACCGGCGCCCUCGACCCCGGCCUGGGCGUCAAGUUCUUCAAGGGCUUCCUGGACCACUGGGAGAAGGUCGACGCUGAGUGGCACUAG